Molecule: messenger RNA, 4960 nt
Organism: Pollicipes pollicipes
Lineage: Eukaryota; Metazoa; Arthropoda; Thecostraca; Pollicipedomorpha; Pollicipedidae
Gene: sif
Product: guanine nucleotide exchange factor still life
Exons: 23
Coding region: 327-4088 (1253 amino acids)
Biological process (GO): activation of GTPase activity; small GTPase-mediated signal transduction
Molecular function (GO): protein binding; guanyl-nucleotide exchange factor activity
Source: RefSeq, a predicted model, not a curated record
CGCCGUGGAGGGUCCAUCCUCGGCGUGCUCAGCGCGGUGUCCUGAACCGGAGCGGCAUCGCCGCCCGCGUAGAAGUGCUACCCUGCCGCGGUGAGGGCGCGAACGGUCCUGGUGGGUGCCUCCGAGGUGGCCUUGGCUGUGAAUCUCGCGAUUCCUGUGUCGGUGUCCACUGUCUGUGUCAGCCGCGAUACCUCGACUGGUGCUGGCAUCCCGCGAAGCUGACACACUGGUGAGGUACGAGACGAGCCGCUGGUGAUGGUGCUAGUGCCUGAAGCUGGGACUGGGGUCUAGUGUCGAGGACCGUCGUGGCUGAGCGGGGCGGAACCAUGGGAGAGAAGUAUAUGAUAUAUAAGGAACGGCGGCAGCGGAAGCAGCUGGAGUCCGCCCAUGAGAGGUCCACGAGGAGGUUCGUCAAAAUUCUGCAGAUGUCGGACGACGACCGGAUGUCGCUGACGACGGCCGUCAGUGACGAGGAGGAGGAGGGCGAGGCCUCACUGCACGCCUCUCCGUACCGGGUCACCAGGUCGGGCAGCUCCGCAGCCUCCUUCAACUGCACCGGCGCUGUGCGGAAGGCCGGUUUCCUCUCGGUGAAGAAAUGGUUGCUGCGCAAGAAGCACCAGGUGGAGCUGGCGCGCAAGCGUGGCUGGAAGGGCUACUGGGUGUGCCUCAAGGGCACCACGCUGCUCUUCUACCCGUGCGAGUCGCGGGAGGGACGCAGUAUCGAGCAGGCGCCCAAGCACCUAAUCAUCGUGGACGGCGCCAUCAUGCAGUCCAUCCCGGAGCACCCCAAGCGGGAGUACAUCUUCUGCCUGAGCACGGCCUUCGGAGACGCCUACCUCUUCCAGGCGCCGUGUCAAGUCGAGCUGGAAAACUGGAUCAACAGCAUCCACAGCGCGUGCGCGGCGGCGUUCGCGCGGCACCGCGGCAAGACAGGCACCCUGCACUUGCUUCAGGAGGACAUCUUCCGGCUGGAACGGUCCAUCGAGUCGGACUCGAAGCUGAAGCACAUGGCAGACCUGCAGCUGAGCGUGGUCUCGGAGCAGGAGAACAAGCAGGAGAUCACCUCGCAGCUGGCCAGCUACGACGACAGCUUGGAACGGCUGCACUGCGAGCAGUUCCGACUGCGCUGCUACAUGGCCUCGCUGCAGGGCGGCGAGCUGCCCAACCCCAAGGGUCUGCUGACUCACGUCUCUCGCACCACCAAAAUGACGCUGAAUCGGCUCGGCGUCUUCAACGUGUCGUCGUUCCACGCCUACAUCUGCGCGCGCAGCCCGAGCCUGCUGAACAACCUGCUGGCCGGCCGCGGCGCCACCAAGCGGCGCGCGCCGAUGCUGUCGCGCAGCGGCAGCGGGGGCGGCAGCCGCACCUUCAACCAGGACGGCACCGAGGAGCCACAGCGCACGUACCGUGUCCGGGUGCCCGACAAUCAGUUCGUUACUAUUCAUCUGCGGGACAAUAUGACGGUUGAAGAUUUCCUGAUCUCAGCCUCUCUGAAGAAGAACUUGAACCCGAUGGAGCAGUUUGUGAGGGUGAAAAAACGACGCGACAUGGAAAAUACCAACUACUUUGUGCCACAUCACUCAGAUCUCAUCGAUAAUUACCUACAGACGCACGAGGUGUGUGAGGUCUGCACCAAGGUGCUCUUCCAAGUGGAGCUGUCGCGCUCGGCCCUCGACCAGAUGUGGGGCUUCAGCGUGGAGGCCGAGCUCAUCGAGAACGUCGACCGACAGGAUGAGCUCUGCUGCUACAUCUCCCGCGUGGAGGACCGCUCACGGGCAGCACACAACGGCCUCAUACGGGGUGACGAGAUCAUGGUGAUCAAUGGCGCGAUCGUGUCCGAUCUGGACAUGAUGUACCUGGAGUCGGUGCUGCAGGAGGAGCUGGCCCUCUGUCUCAUGAUGCGCUCCUCGAGGACCGAGGUGCCGGACGUGGCCAACCUGAUGAAGUCGACGGACGACAUCAUCGAGCGCCUGGUGUGCCCGCCGCCGCCCUCCGACAACGCCGUCCGGGACGACGACAUUAACAACAUGAUCGUGCCCAGCGUCAAGUCCUGGAGUCGAGAGAAGGCGGACAUUGAGGGCUGCCCUCCGCCGCCCUCGGACACCUCGGACCGCUCCAACGUCUCGUCUGUCGAGAUCGAGAAUCUACUCAAGAGCGCCACCUUGGUGACGGGCUACUGCCGCUCGCCGGCCGACCCGCCGCGCGGGCCCUCGCCCACCUCCAGCAUAGCCUCCAGCCAGAGCCAGACCAUGACGCCCAGCCGGCAUCUGAGCGACGCCGAUAAGCUGCGCAAGGUGCUCACGGAACUGAUCGACACGGAGCGCACCUACGUCAAGCAUCUGAACUCCCUGAUCGACAACUACCUGGAGCCGCUGCGGCGGGAGUCGUUCAUCACGCCAGCCGAGAUCAACGCGCUCUUCGGCAACAUCCCCGACAUCGUGGAGUUCCAGCGCGACUUCCUGCAGAGCCUGGAGGAGGCCGUCGAGAUGGAGCCCAACCUGGGCCGACUGGAGACGCCCACGCAGUUCAAGAACGUGCUAUUCUCCAUAGGCAACGCAUUCUUGUAUCAUACGAAUAGUUUCAAGUUAUAUAGUUCCUUCUGCGCCAGCCAUUCAAGAGCACAAAAAGUCCUCCAUCCAAGUGAAGGCAACCAGCAGCUGCAGCAGUUCCUGCAGCGGCAGAACCCGCGCCAGCAGCACUCGUCCACGCUCGAGAGCUAUCUGAUCAAGCCCAUCCAACGCAUCCUCAAGUACCCGCUGCUGCUGCAGCAGCUGCGAAACCUGGCCGACCCGCAGUCGGGCGAACACCACCACCUGGAGGAGGCGCUGAAGGGGAUGGAGAAAGUGGCCGAGCACAUCAACGAAAUGCAGCGCAUUCACGAGGAGUACGGCGCCAUCUUUGAUCACUUGUUCCGGCAGCACCAGAAGUCAACCAAAAUGGUCCUGCCUGUGGCAUCUCCGGUGGAUUUGUCGCCUGGCGACCUUCUGUACUAUGGUGGGGUGGAGUGGUUGAAUAUAUCGGACUUCCUCGGCAAAAUCAAGAAGGGCCUCGAGCUUCACGCCAUGUGCUUUGUCUUCAAGACCGCCGUCGUCUUCCUCUGCAAGGAGCGACUGAGACAGAAGAAGAAGCUCAUGAGCGCGCCGGGCAAGGGUAACCCUGCCGAGGUGGAGAUUAUCCGGUACCAGGUGCUGAUCCCGGUGACGGAGGUGCAGGUGCGCGCCUCGUCCUGUCGCGACGUAGAGAACCACUACCUCUGGGAGCUUAUCCACCUCAAGUCGCAGAUCCAUCGGCGUAACGAGAAGGUUUACCACCUUUCCAACAGCACAAGCGAUUUCCGGAACGCGUUCCUGAAGACCAUCCGUCAGAUCAUCCGGGAGAGCGUGCGCAACAUGAGCAUCCCGGUCACGAAGGCGGCCAGCACAAGCAGCUACAAGACGGGCACGCUGCAGCCGUCGCGCACGCUCAGCAUGCGGAAGAAGAUGCAGAACAAGGGCCAGCGCCACUCGGCCGGCAUGUCCGCCACCAUUGACUACGACAAUCUGGACGGCUACCACGAGAGUGUAUCGGGGAGUGACACCAACCUGAGGGGGCGCAGCCGCACCAUGGAUGCCUCCGGUCCCGGCCGUCCGGGCGCGGCGGGCCCGACCGGCGGCCAGCGCGGCGACGACGGCUCAGACGUGCGUGACGACACGUCGCGCUCAGACGCCGAGGAGGAGGUGCUGCCGCGGCGGCCCGGCCAGCUGGGCCGCAUCCCCAACCAUCUGAGCCUCAGCACUUCCAGCACGCUGUCGGCGGGCAGCACCGGCAGCCAGGCGCGCCUCAUCCAGGCCAGCAACGCGCCCGAGCACUACCAGCCGCCGCACGCCCGCGCCGCCGGGUCUCCGGUGUGGAAACCGCGCGGUCCGCUGUUCCACGACCCGCGCGCGCUGCCGCCGCGGCCCGGCGAACGCGUCAUCUUUGACGACCACCCGGGCUACGCGCAGCACCCGCACGCGGCGGCGGCCGGCACGCGCAGCAAGGCCGACGCCGCCCGGCUAGCCAGAGCCCGAAUCGAUGCGUUGCUCGAGGAGUUGAGCUCGUUUACCUAGUCAUUUUCGCCUAAUCCUGCAAUCAGUGCAAUUGUGGCACGUGCGUUCUGCUUGUUUGCGCCGCUAGUCUGACGUUGGCGCCCGGUUGGCAGCGCCGCCGGGGUUUUCUGUGCAGUCGCGCGCAUAUAUUUCUCUAUGUGAUAUCCCGAAUUUCGGCAAGCUCCGGCGGCGGCCGGCGCGACGUUUGUUGUAGGCUUAGACGCGCAGACCUGUGUGCGGCGUCGGAUAUACAUAUACGACUCGAUUAGCUUUAAGGUCCUGAGUUUGUGCCAAACGGAGGACGCGAGCUACGGGUGCUCCCUGUAUUGACGGGACUGGGCGGCGCCUCAUUGCGACAGGAGAGGGCCCCCGGAUGGUUGCAGCAUUCCAUUGGUGUAUUAUCUUCUUCCAGAGUAGGCAUGUGUAGCUGGUUUUCUAUCCUUUGCUAUUGUUUGUUAAUGAUUGCGGUUAGUACGUAAGAUGCCCUGUGUUCGAUUUGACGCUCCUGUUCGGUUGACAGGGUUUCCUGCGAGAGAGUGAGUGUGGCGAACCAUGCGAUCUAGAACAGUAGCGUACUUGUUAGGAUACCCGGUUGGACCGCAGCCGCACCGUUUCCCGGAAAUUCAGACCCUGAAAUAUUUUAAUACCUUAUCGUCCCCUGUUUCGAGGACCGCCGACCGCGUCGCGCCCGGGGGCAAUUCACCUUGUACCAUCGCGGCGCGCGUUCAGAGUUUGGUUCUUGUGCACUCACCACAUCUUCGGAGGGCCACCUUUUCUAUUGUUUGGUUCGUGCUCAAUAAUCUCAGCAUCUAGUCGUAACUUACCGUGUAUGACAUCUGUGUGAGUCAACUACCAGACAAUUAUGGGUUCAAUAAAUUUUCCAUGUAACUGUC